Molecule: messenger RNA, 978 nt
Organism: Candidozyma duobushaemuli
Lineage: Eukaryota; Fungi; Ascomycota; Pichiomycetes; Serinales; Metschnikowiaceae
Gene: MRPL3
Product: mitochondrial 54S ribosomal protein mL44
Exons: 2
Coding region: 1-978 (325 amino acids)
Biological process (GO): primary miRNA processing; regulation of gene expression; rRNA processing
Cellular component (GO): nucleus
Molecular function (GO): ribonuclease III activity; double-stranded RNA binding
Source: RefSeq, a predicted model, not a curated record
AUGGACACAUCCUACAACUCCGUUACAGACUAUGGCUCCUACAAGGCCAAUAUUUUCACACAUAGACUCCCUGAAUCCACCGCCCAGCAGUCACCUCCGUUGGUUGCCUUGCAUCACAGAUUGCGUUUGCCAGAAAGCUAUAGUUUGUCGACGUUGUCGCAGGCACUCAACUGUGAAAACAGCACUGGCUUGGCUAACAACUACGGCUUGAGCAUCCUUGGCCGGAACUUACUAGCAUACUACGUCAGCGAAUCCUUGUUGAUGAACUACCCUAGGCUUCCAUUGCCUGUGCACAACGAGGCCACCAACGCAUACAUGGGCCCGUAUAGCUUGGCUGAAAUCGGUCGCUCGUGGACCAAGUUAGAAAAGCAUAUCUCCAACGAGCCGGAAUUCAUCAAGUACGGCAAGUUGCGUUUCUUGACCGAGGAAGAAAAAGACAUGCCUCAAGAGGAAGGCAUCCAAGAGUUGAGUAGCAACGGAUUGGGCAUGUUCGACGAAAAGACACAGACCUUCUUGACCAAAGAGGAAGAGGCCUACGUUCUGGCCGUGGCUGCCAUAAUUGGCGGUAUGUACACCCACGCUGGCGAGGAGGCUGCCAAAAAGUUCAUCCAGGCCCACAUCUUGUCCAGAAAGAUUCCUUUGAGCGAGAUGUUCCAGUUCAGCAGACCCACCAGGGAAUUGACCAGAGUUUGUGACAAAUUGGCCCUUGAAGACCCACUAGAAAUCAGACUUAUCUCCGAGACCGGUAGAUUGUCCACCCAUGCCAUGUUCGUGGCUGGUGCUUUCUCUGGAGGCCACAAGUUGGGCGAGGGUGUAGGUGGUUCUUUGAACGAGGCCAAGACGAGAGCUGUGGUGAAUGCAUUGUUGGCGUACUACAUGUACAGCCCUGUGAACGAACAGGGUGAAGAAAUCAAGCGUCCUAGCGAGGACAACUAUAAAUUUGAGGGGAUUGUUGGUUCUGGAGAUGUUGCAAUCUAA